CUCUCUCUCUGUCUCUCUCUCUCAGAAUUCUCGCAUUUUCUCAGUCUGCAAACUUCUUUUCGACCUUGAUAUAAUCGAUUCUUCGGGAUCAGUCGGGAGUGGAAACUUUCCCAUGGCCAUGACUCGAGGUAGGAGCGAAAGGAUUUGAGAUUUUGCUUCGUCAAUGGCGUCGCGUCAGUUCAUCCCCCAUUCAGUCAACAAUCGGGUUUGCGCUUCUCCCUCUGCUCAUGUUGUCCGCCAUCGACAUUCCAAAACGGUGACAUGUCUGCACAGGAUUCUGCGCAUAAUCUCUUCCUUCCCACCCCCCACUGAAUCCCCCAAAUCGGAGCUGUCUUCGAGUUUGAGAGGUGGAAGUCGUUUGGCUUUGUUCGAUGUUGACUUGAACCUUCGAUUUGGCUCGCCUGUUUCGACCCCAUUAGAAACGGUAGAGACCGAGUGUUCGCCGGAGAAUGCCGGCGCUGAGAGGAGCUCGGUCGCUGAAUGUCAAUGUGAUCUCACUGGAAUAAACUUGCUCGGAAGUGGCAUAGAAGCUGAUGUUUUGGGGGGAAAAGCACUAGAUGUAUCGGAGAUCACGACGACGGAAGUUCCGUGCCUGGAGAUGAACGGCGAUCAGUCUCCAGUCGUCUCGAGCAAGGCCGAAGAAGCCGGAGAAAAAGAGCACCAACCAGAACCGGACCGGCACGAAGGCUGUCUCCAUUUGCUCGUCGAAGCCGUGAAAAUCAUCUCCGGCGAGUUCAAAGACAGCGAAUCGGAGCCGAAGCAACCGCAUCGGAACGGCGAACUCGGCCGCGAGUUUCGCGGAAAGCGGAGAACGACGUCCGGUGAAUCCGACGGAAGGGAAUCGAAACGGCGGAAGCUUAACUACGGUUGGACGGUGAACCUGUACGCCGACUUGGAGGAUACAUCGCCGAUCGUUAGAACGAAGCGAGGGCGGAGGCAGGCGCUACCGCUCAAAUACAGAGACUCGGUCCUCGAGCCACUGGAACCAUUAUCGCGGCAUCGAUCAAGAUUUGUGGCUUUGUUACAGAGAUUUCUCGUUUGAAAAAAAGAAAAGAAUGAAAGAAAAGAUCAUUAAUGGUUGUGGCAGAGCUACAUGAAACAGGGAAACCAGGAUUUAUUUGGGAUACAACGACCGCCUGGAAACCCACGUCCCCACAUGAAUAAGCAAGCCCAUCAAACUGUCUGCUGCUGUUGCCUGCCUUGCCACCUAUGAAAAGGACUGCCAUUUUUCUUCUCAUGUCAUGGCCCAAGCAAGAAAUCAAUUUUGAGUUCACUGAGUUUUAUUUUUUAUUUUUUCAACUCAUUUAAUGUUUAAUAAAUUUUAAUAUUUCAUAUUGUUGAUUUAAUUUAAUGAUUAUAGAUCACUUCACUGUAACAAGUCCGUCCGUGGCCCAAACACCAAAUAGAACGCCGCCGCCGCCGCCGGCCCCCUUGGGUCGUGACUGCUCUUAUUAUCUAAUUUUGGAAUUUCAAAUUGGUAUAGUAUGAUUAGUAUCACUUAUAUUAUGGUCGCCGCCGCCGUCAUGAGCUUCUUAAAUUUGUCCUUCCACGCAAAUAAGUAUCUUAAAUUUUAUUAAAUAAUGAUGUGACCAUUUUAUUCUUAAUUAUUAUUAUUAUUAGUUAGUUACAAGGUUUGCUUAACACAUGAAUGUAAAUAAAUUGAAGUCGUCUUAUAUACAAGGUUUGUUAUAAAAAACACGCACGCCCAGAGUUACAACAAAAAAUACAACUUGAAAUUCUUUAAUAUUUAGAAGAAAAAAAAAAAGCAUGUGUAUU
Messenger RNA from Diospyros lotus (date-plum), 1776 nucleotides. RefSeq lists its product as uncharacterized. The transcript has 2 exons. Bases 164 to 1042 code for a protein of 292 amino acids. NCBI's taxonomy places the organism in Eukaryota, Viridiplantae, Streptophyta, Magnoliopsida, Ericales, Ebenaceae. The record is from RefSeq and is a predicted model, not a curated record.